Ruditapes philippinarum (Manila clam) is the source of this 4035-nucleotide messenger RNA. RefSeq names its product protein shisa-4-like. The record is from RefSeq and is a predicted model, not a curated record. The transcript has 4 exons. NCBI's taxonomy places the organism in Eukaryota, Metazoa, Mollusca, Bivalvia, Venerida, Veneridae. The coding region runs from base 112 to 549 and encodes 145 amino acids.
UAUAUGUAUUUUCCCUUGUCAUACCCCAGACACGCUCUGUAACGUACAGUAAUUCUCUGUUUUCCAGGAGGUUAGCUCAACAUACUAAAGUCGUGUCUUACUCUUAGCAAAAUGUGGACUCUUUGUACAUUCGCCGUAAUUUUGGUUGUGUUGGCAGGUCACGGAUCAGAAGCAGGUGACUGCUGUGGAAGUUACACUGAUGGAAAUGGUGAUUACCAUAAGGCUGAGCUAUGUGCAGAUUAUUGCUGUUUAACACUAGCAAAACAAUACAAGCAGUGUUGCAAUGAUCCUAUGAGGCAGAUUCCAGCAACACAAAAUCAGAAUGAUGAUUGUGUCCGCGACUGGGUUCAAGAACACAUGUGGGUGCCGAUUGUGUCUGGCAUUGUGGGAUUGCUCAUUAUAAUCGGAAUCUGUACCUGUUGUUGUUGUUGCUGCUGUGGAUGUUGCAGGAAGACCCCAGCCCCUGUGGUAAUCCAUACAGCUGCCCCACCUAGCACCACAGUUGCUAUGGCAGCCACAAACCAGUACCAUGCCGGAUAUGAUCAAUAGAUGACCACCAACAACAACAUCAUAUCUAAAAAUAGUAACACCAGUAAAUGACACAAAAAUAAUUUUAGAAAAAAGUGUUUUGAAGUAAUUAUUAAUUAAUAACUGUUUUUCAUCUGAAAGUGAAACUUAACAAGAAAGAGUAAAAUAUAAAUAUAUCAUCAAGAUUUUAAGAUGGUAAGAAGUAACAUGCUUUUCAUGGGCAAUGGAGGAUGCGUACAGUGCCUGAAAAUUUAGAAACUAGAACAUUGGAAUCAUUGUACAUAGGUUUUAUUCUUUGUUUUUCCUCCAGAAUUGAAGAUCAUAUAUGUAGUUAUGUUAUAUUGUAUGUAUCAUGGAUAAAAAUAUCAUCAGAGUCUAAAAUAAGUUUUUAGUUUUAGUAUUAUUAUUUGUUUUCCUAUCAUUUUGUGAAUAUUUUUGUGGUUCUUUAUUUCAUGUCUUGUUAUAAUAUAUCUUUAUGGUCUUAUAAUUAAGGAUUACGGACCCCAAUGAAGCAUUUAAUAUCGGUUUUUGUGGGAUAGUAUCAUGAUUAUCGGAAAGGAGUCUCGCUAACUUUUAGCAGUUUUCGGAUACUUAUUAAUUUUGUAGCAUGUAUAUGUCAUGUACCGUAAGAGUGUUUUCCACUAUGACGAAAUUAUUUCACAUCAGAUUUCAAUAUGCCACCUUGAAUUCAUGUUCAUUGCGGUCCGCAUUCCUUAAAUGCACAUAUUACUCAUGCAUGCCUUGACAUCAAUCAAGAUUGGCUGUUAUAUAAGUUUUUAAAGUGGAUAAUUUCCCAAACAAUUGCGGCUGUAUCUAAUUAUUGAAACAUCUUUAAAGCUAUCUCCUUGCAGAUGAGUGAUAAAAAUAUAUUUAUGCAAGUUUUAGGAAAUGAUAUUUUUUUUUUUUAAUAUUGAAUUAUUCACUAAUCAACAUUGUUGUUGAUGUGAAAUAUGGAGGUGACACAUUCAAAUACUUCAAUUUAGAAUGAUAUUAAUGGUAAUUUAUGUUGGCAGGGCUAACUCAAUUUAUUUGCCUUGACCGAAGUCACUUCAUCUUUAUUGUAUCUUUACUUUAGACAUGAUAUUAGUGCUUUUGUUUAGCUGACCUUGAAAUGCUUAGUUUGUUUAAUGUAACUUAAACAAAAAACAACAAGCAGAUAUUUUCCUCAGUGAUGAAGCUAUUCUAACACAUGGUUGUGAAUUGUUAUGUUCACAUUCUUCAAUAUUUCUUAUCUAUCUUCAUUGUAAAUGUAAAGUUGUUAAAGCUGGCCAGUCAUACAUUGUCACCUUAGUGCAGUAAUGGGUUAACCCCUUAUAUAAUCUAAUAGGAGGUAACCCAUUACUGCACUAAGGUAACGAUUUUAAGUCGUACCUGAAUAUAAUCCAUGAAGCUCUAGUAAAAAUAUUGAAUCCAUGCGUAGAUUCAUGCAAUUGAGUAAUGCAGAUGUAACCUUCAUUUUCUGUGUGCGGAUCAUUUUGCUGUAAAUAUUUUUCUGUAAUCUGUUAUGUCGAUGUUAUAAUUAUGUACUCCAUCCAUCUUAUUAUAUGCUUUUCAUGUAUGCAGAACUUAUGUUACAGUAUACGGAUGAGAUUAAAAUAUUAAAAAAUGACAGUUUGGGUCUAUGGCUAAUAAUUGAGCUACAUGGCUAUUGAGAAACAUCAAGAUUUAAAAAAAAAAAUGAAGUCAGUCCUUUGAAAAUGAUAAACUUGUAUUUCUACAUAUAUUAUGAUGUUUUCGGUCUGUGAAUCAAUAAGUUGGUAGUGACUAAAGAUCACUGAGCAACUUUUUUCUACUUUGCAAUUUAAGUUACUAACCUUUCAAAAUCUUUACUUUAGUACUUGAGUCUGACUGAAUAGCAAAUUUGUUUGGUAUUUUAAUCUUGUCCUUAUAGAAGAGAAAUAAUAGGCCAUUGUUGUGAUUAAGUGGUUUUACUAUUUGUACUUUAUGAGUAGAAGUAGGUAUAUGUAUGUGUAAUAUGAAAACCCCAAAAAUCAUGAAUGGUUUUGUCCAGAUUGAAAGAUGGACAAGUCUAUUUAAGAUAUUUAGAGUGGUAAGGGUCAAAAUAAUAUAUAAAUUGUCAGAAAAAAGUAAAGUUGACUUACUAACACUAUUACACCUAUGUAAAUUUUGUGAAUGGAUUUUUUGUAAAAACUAGACAAGUUAUUUAAAGGCUUUACAAGUCUAUCUUUAUAUAUAAGUAUAAGUCAAUCAGUAAAAUUCUUUGAAAGUUUUCUAAUUGUUUCUUUAUUUCACAAAAAUUUGAAAUUUACUGAAAAUUUACAAGAAAUAUUCAGUUUUAAGUUUGUAUCGGUCGAAGAAUUCAUUAAUACCUACUAUAAAACAGUUUGUUAAACCAUCUUUUGCCUCUCAAUGUAUUAAUUUUUGGAAACUUGAACAAAUAUAACAGGUAAAUUCACACAGUUUUAUCCUUGUACACAUUUGUGCCCAUAAUAGGACAUGGAGAGACCAGUAAAGUCAUUAUUCACCAUUUAAAUAUAUGAGCCGCGUCACGACAAAACCAACAUAAUGGGUUUGCGACCAGCAUGGAUCCAGACCAGCCUGAGCAUCCGCGCAGUCUGAUCAGGAUCCAUGCUGUUCGCUUAUCAACCCUUUUACAAGUAGAGAAACUGAUAGCGAACAGCAUGGAUCCUGAUCAGACUGCGCGGAUGCGCAGGCUGGUCUGGAUCCAUGCUGGUCGCAAACGCACUAUGUUGGUUUUGUCAUGACGCGGCUCAUAUGUAAAGUGCGUCGUAUUACCUGAACAAUGUCUAUGUGAUAUAAACCGCGACAAAAAGAAGUCUAUAAAUAUCACAUUUCGUUACCAAUUACCAAUAUAAUUUCAAAUGCUUUUAAAGGGUCUUAAAUUUGUAAAUUUUCGGCCAUUAUAAGUAGAGGAGUUAAGAUUUACAGCAUUGAAAUCUUAACAUACUAUAAACACAACACUCUUUGUUUGAUGGUAUGUAAAUUUUGUGAUAACAGCCCUUUUGUUAAAAACAAGUGUUUAUUUGUUGAAAGGUCAACUAGAACAUAAAUUAUUGUCUUUUGUAGCUUUCGUACAAUUUCUUUGGUUAUUGUUGAAUUGCCGUCUAUAAAGUUGAAUGAAGAUUGUUUCUAAGGUGCCUUAUGCUUUUUAUAUCAGUGAAAUUAAUAAAUAUUUUUAUUGCCUAGAAGUAUGUAUUAGAAAAGGAAGUGUUUAUGCUCAUGUGUAAGUGGUUGCGUUAAAUGUGCAUAUGGUAAUUAAAUGAUCAACUGAUUAUAUUUCUGAAGUGUCACUAUUUUUAUUUCCUUUAAUACUUUGGCAAAACUAUUUUUAUAAGUCUUUUCAGCACAAGAUACAAACUAUACACGUGUGGGCAGGUCUUAAGAUUUUUUCUCUCUUUUUAAGUAUAUGAAAUUUUACUUCAAGAAUGAAGAGUGUUUUCCCAUUGUAAAGUCAAAUGUAAAGAUGAUAGUUUAUUUGAUGUAACUAGAUACUUUAAUAUUCAGUUUCAACACAAUUUAAAUAAA